Schistosoma intercalatum is the source of this 823-nucleotide messenger RNA. The record is from the annotation of a GenBank genome assembly. NCBI's taxonomy places the organism in Eukaryota, Metazoa, Platyhelminthes, Trematoda, Strigeidida, Schistosomatidae.
UAAACCUACAAAUCACAUGUUUAAAAUAAUAUGAGAUUUAUGCAAAGUGCCCAUAUAGUACAUAUAUAUAAUGUAUUUCUAAAAGGGUAUUAUUAGUUUUUCUGCGUAUUUCCCAGUCGGUUUGUUAAAUUAAUUAAAAUAAUCUAAGAAAAGACAAUUAUUAUCCAGAAUGAAAUUUCUUAAUUAUAUAAUUUUUCUCAAAAUAUGGUUACUUUUAUUCCAUGUUAUUGUAUGUAUUGGCGGCUAUGGAAAAACUUCCUACGAUCAAUUGGAUAGUGACUACAAAGAUGAAGUAGAACAAGAAAUAGUCAAAGCACCUUUGAGUUUCAUGCCAGUUUGCAAACCUCAACAAAUACAUACAUUUUCUCAAAAACAAAUUCGAUGUGCAUGCGGGAUCAAGUGUCAAUACCUAUGUCAAACAAAGACGACAAAGGAAAAAGAAGGUGAACAAAGAAAAACAUGCAGAAGAGUAUGUCGUCAAAAACCAUGUUACCGGCCAUCAGUACACAAAGUUUACCACUAUAGCUUAGCAGGUGGUCUUUGUCGAAUGUGGAAUGUUUGUACAUAUCAUGCGAAGUGUGAAGGCAAAACACGUAGAUGGGUACAAUAUCAUCUUUCUUCAUGUCAAAGAGCAAAUACACGACACAGAUACAAAUUAUGGUUUAAAGAUAUAUAGUUAUUAUAAAAAUAUAUACAUCUAUAUUUACCACUGACAACUUCCAUUCUCUCUUUUGUGUGGUCAAUAAAUAUAAUAAAAUUCUCUUAAAUGUUUCAGACAUUUUUUAAAAUGCUUUUACGAUUACCGUUACUUGUCACUUCGAUC